Molecule: messenger RNA, 1227 nt
Organism: Cajanus cajan (pigeon pea)
Lineage: Eukaryota; Viridiplantae; Streptophyta; Magnoliopsida; Fabales; Fabaceae
Molecular function (GO): zinc ion binding; nucleic acid binding
Source: RefSeq, a predicted model, not a curated record
CAAUCAUUAUCAUCCUCAAUUACACACCGUUUGAUUACAACACCUUGUCAGUUGAACGCAUCUAAGAUGCACACUGCCGUACCCCCUAUUUAAUCAAAUUCAACACUCCACUCGGACACUGAUCUCUUGAGAUCUUUCUUCUUUCUCUUCACUUUCCCAAAUUUCACGUUCCAACGAAUUUCGAUGGAGUUCAACAACAGUGUGAUCCAAAACCAAUCAACCCCAGUGUCAAAUGCUCUUCCCACCGUCACUUAUGCCUCCGCAUCUUCAUCCCAAGGGUCUUGUGUGUCGAUGGAUGUCGAAGAAGUGUCACAGCAUGAGUUAGAGAAACAACAGAUACAGCGGAAGGAGGAAAUCAGGAGAGAGAUAAUCGCCGGCGAGAUGGCACGGCGGCGAGAGCUAGAAGAGGAAGUGAGGAGGGAAACGGCGUUCGAAAAAUCAUUUGGAAUCCCAACGCAAAGACCAGAGGGGAUCUCGUUUCAACCACCGGUUUCAACGUUUUUCAAUCCAAUAAUGAACAUCCCCCACCCUCACGUGGCUAAGCCAGAUGUUGUUCCUCAUGAAGCAAAACGCAAAGCGGUGACACCUCUUCUGAUUGAUGACAUUGAGAAGCAUUCCUCAUUUAGUUUUCAGAUGAUCCAACCCAGUGACGCGUACUGGAGUUGCUCCUUAUGUCAGAUUACUACUACAAGUGAGAGAAACUUGGAGGAUCAUCGUCAAGGUAAAAAGCAUAAGGCUAAAGAAGCAUCCAUGAGUACUCCAAAAAUAGGGUUGGAUGGUAGAUCAAAGAACCAGAUACUUCAACCUUGCCUAACCCUCACAGACACAUGCAUAUUAAAAUCUGCAAAAGAGGAUCAGGUUGCACUGGAAAGCCAAGAUUUAGGUGGCCUGGAUAACAAAAAUGAAACAGCUACUGAGCAAAAAGCAGGGAAAACAAAAGCAUUGACACCAAAGAAGAAGUUUAAAUUUUGGUGCGCAUUUUGUGAUUUUAAAGCUUACUCAGAAACCGACAUGGAAAACCAUAAGACUGGAGAAAUGCACUUGGCUAAGAUGAAGGAGUUUAGCAAAAACAAUGGUUAUCAUGUUGAAUGGUGACAAAUGACAAUUUAUAUAUUUCUUUUACUGUUGUGAAAAUUUAUUUGCUUUUGAGUUAUGAUUAUAAAACAUUUCAUGAGGAAUUUGUUUUAAUUAGCUGCAGGUGUGAUCAAACUUGAUGGGUUGCAUCUU